This is a messenger RNA of Sebastes umbrosus (honeycomb rockfish), 3580 nucleotides long. RefSeq names its product semaphorin 4e (gene sema4e). The record is from RefSeq and is a predicted model, not a curated record. Gene Ontology annotation, molecular function: chemorepellent activity; semaphorin receptor binding. Lineage: Eukaryota; Metazoa; Chordata; Actinopteri; Perciformes; Sebastidae. Gene Ontology annotation, biological process: positive regulation of cell migration; negative chemotaxis; semaphorin-plexin signaling pathway. The transcript has 15 exons. Bases 819 to 3107 code for a protein of 762 amino acids.
GCUUUUAUCUUCAACCUCGCCCACCCUGGAUCAUCUGUGUCCUCCUCCACGUACAGAUAACAGUGUAUAUAUAAUAUGAAGACUUGAUCAGACGUGAGAUCAGCGCCUUCACGUUACUCCACCUCAACGGCAGUUUGAACGUAACCUGCGGGGCCAAACGGAGCAGCGGAAGCAAGCAGCCAUUCAAACACCUCUUCACCGCGGGGAUGUGAGCGCUGAGAGACCCUCUAGUCUCUAACAAUAACGGAGGACCGCUGUGAUUUUGAGACUUUGAGAGAGAGAGGGAGGAAACCAACAGAGACAGACCUGCUUUUCUGCGGUCGGAAGUUUAGAGAAGUUGAACCUGUUGUUAAACAACUUGAAUCUUCAGUUGAACGUCUCCGCCGCGGACGUUAGAGACGUUGGAGACGUUAAAGACGUUAGAGACGUUAGUAACGGCUGUGAGUGGAGGACUUCUUAACACUCCUCAACCGUUUAUAAAUAGUAUUAGUUCGUUUUUACUACCAGUCUGUUAGUUAAUGAAGACGUAAUGGUUUAGUUAAUUACACUUAAACAGGUGUUGGGACUAUUUUUUAAUGGAAUCCUCCGCAGUCUUGGGCGUGUCAGUGAGCAGCUCUCCUCGGCAUUGUUUCUUUGGUCUGUGCCAUCCAUCUCAUCAUGGACAGCCUGCUGAGCGGGGCCAGUAAAGGGGCCAGUGCCCUUCAGUCAGCACAGACCUCAUCACGUCAUAGAUGCUGCUCACUGUCUCUACCCUUGUAUGAGUGACUAUUAAGGAAACAAUAAAGCUUAAAUUCCUCUUUAGUUUGAACAAAAGAGCCAUGCAUCCGCUGCUGCCCCUCUGUGUCUUUUGGCUGCUGCCCCUGGCCUUGACGCAAGAAAACGCACCGCUGGUCUGCAUCCCCCGCAGAUUUGUGCCCUACCAUGGGGACAACGCCCACCUGUUUCACGAGGAAGGAGUGUUCAACUACUCCACCAUGCUGUUGAGAGAAGAUCUGGGCCUGCUAUUGCUGGGUGCCAGGGAAGCGGUGUAUGCUCUUGACCUCAACGACAUCUCCAAGAAACUUGCUUCAGUUAAAUGGGAAGUGACGCAACAGCAAGAAGAUGAGUGUAAGAAAAAAGGAAAAGAUCCUGAGACGGAGUGCAAGAACUAUAUCAGGGUCAUGCAUCAGACGGAGGAUAACAGGAUGUAUGUGUGUGGAACCAAUGCGUUUGAUCCCGAGUGUGAUUACAUGUCGUACGCAAAUGAAAAGCUGACUCUUGAGAAGAAAGCAGAGGAUGGCAAAGGGAAGUGUCCAUUUGAUCCUGUCCGGAGUUAUGCCUCCGUCAUGGUUGAAAACAACCUAUACUCCGCCACUACAACGAACUUCCUGGGUUCUCAACCCGCCCUGUCGCGCAGCUCUCCUGUCAUACGCACUGAGUUCAAGAGCUCCUGGCUUAAUGAGCCCAACUUUGUCUCCAUGGCUCUGAUGCAAGAGAGUGACCUAAGCGUGGAGGGAGACGAUGACAAGGUUUACCUGUUCUUCAGCGAGAAAGCUGUGGAGUGGGACUGUUUCAGCAAACUGGUUGUUUCCCGCGUGGCCCGUGUCUGCAAGGGGGAUAUUGGAGGCCAGAGGACCUUGCAGAGAACAUGGACAUCCUUCCUGAAGGCCAGAAUGGACUGUCCAAUGCUGAGGCCUCAGCUGCCGAACGUUAUCCAGGACACUUACCGCUCGUGUAACCCGAAGAGGCCCUGGAAGGACUGUUUGUUCUACGCCAUCUUCACACCACAGUCGGACCCUUCAGACCUGUCUGCAGUGUGUGCGUACCGCGUGUCUGACAUCAGCAAAGUUUUUGCAGAGGGGAAGUACAAGAACCCAGUCACCGUAGAAACCUCCCAUGUUAAGUGGGUGAUGUACAGCGGAGAUGUGCCCGUCCCUCGGCCCGGAGCUUGUAUAGACAAUGAGGCUCGUAAAGCGGGCAUAACUCAGACUCUGGACCUCCCAGACCGGACCCUUCAAUUUAUCAAAGAUAAACAGCUCAUGGACCAAGCUAUCCAGCCAAUAGAUGACAAGCCUGUUCUGGUGCGACGGGGAUCUACAUUCACACGCAUCAUAGUCGACCAAGUGCAGGCAGCAGACGGAGAGAUGAACUGCGUGAUGUUCAUAGGCACAGAGGAAGGCACAAUUCUGAAAGCAGCGAACUACGAUGGAGAGAUGUUCAUCAUAGAGGAAGUGCAACUCUUCCAACCCCCAGAGCCAAUCAAGAUUCUGAAAUUCUCUAAUGUCACGGGUCAGCUGUAUGCAGGCUCAGACAGCGGAGCAGCUCAGUUACCACUGGCCACCUGUGGGAGGUCCUCAUCCUGUAUGGACUGUGUUCUAGCCAGAGACCCAUACUGCGGCUGGGACAAAGCUGUUGGGAAAUGUGUUCUCCUUUCCAGUUCAAAAAGAAAACUAAUCCAAAGUGUGAAAGUAGGAAAUGCCUCUCUCUGCCCAGAUCCUGAUCCUUUGGAUCCCGUGAAUCAGUUCAUCUGGCGCGGGGGAAAUGUGGAGCUCCGCUGUUCUGCUCCCUCCAACCUGUCGAAAACCAGCUGGGAGCGGGACGGCAGCCCUAUCGCCUCUUCGACUCGCUGCCAACUUCUACGAGACGGACUGCUCAUCCUCAACGCCACAGACUCUGACACUGGUCGCUACCGCUGCCAGUCUGUGGAGGUCUCCAAAGCCGGCAAGUACACAACCACUGUGGCCGAGUACCAGGUUAGCAUGGCAUCAGGAUCUGGCGCUGGGAGAGGGAUUCUUCCCCGGCCUCAGAUAAAUGCCGCCUCUGUGACUGGACUGCAGGCCGUAGUCGGGCUCCUUGUAUUUUCUCUUGUUGUACUUUUGGCUUGGAACUUUUACAAAGGCCACCUACCGCUGCCCUGGAACUGCGGAAAGAUGAAUAGAGAGCAAUCCCGGAAUUCACUGAGGAGGCCUGCAUCGGUAGAGGACAAGUGCCUGGUGUCGGAAUCAAGCAGCAGCCGUAAUAACAACCAAAUGGGAGGGGAGGCGGCAUUCAGUGCGGCUGGGGAGAACAACGGCCCACAAGUUGAUCUUCAAACGCUGCAGUGUACUUAUGACGAGUCCGAAAUUUGAAAAUGACAAGCGCAAUGCUGUGUUCAGUUUCCCGUUCAGCGCCCCUGAAGUUUGAGAAAGGAAUGGUAAUGGCCAAAAACUUUUGUUUCUAGGCAGAUACUAGAUUUAUCAGUUCAGCUGUAAUGUUUGAGAGUUGAAUCUCAAUUUAUGGGAGCCAAAAAAACCUUCUGAGUGGUUGAAACUUUGUCUUCAGACACUCCAAAAGAUUGUAUAAUAUGAAUUUUGUACAAGUAUGAGACACUUGAAUUUCUGCUUUACUUCUUUGUUGUGUUUUAUUACACUUGUCUGUACGUUUAAGUGUUUUAGCUUCCUACUAAUUGUUGUAAAUCCCUUUUAUAAAUUUGAAAUAUCUUGUAAAGAUUGGUAUGAUUUUCACAGGGAAUGUACAUUAACUGAAAUUGAGCCAUUUCAUUUCUAACCACUAGCUGCCAGGAUUUUGUUUUAUUGUAUUAUUAAACCUUUUCUACCUGGUC